AUGUCAACAUGGGAUGCUAAUUCCACUACUUCCUCCUCCUCUUCUUCCUCUUUGAACAUCAACAGCAGCAACAACAACAACAAUAAUAAUAAUAAUGGACAGACAAGAGAUAAUAGAUCGAGUACUAUGUAUGCAGUGGAACAAAGUCAGCAAGCGGUCCAACAGAAUGUUCUGCGUGAACUCUACAAGCAGCUAGAGUUGCUGCUGCUCAAGAAAAAGGUUGGCGACCAAAAGGUUACUCUGCGUCAGGGUCUGCUCGUUUCAAUUCCACAAGUGGAGCGUGUCUCUGCCAUGACUGGCAGUCAGGUGACGCACCAGCUCGAAGUGAUGUCGAACGUCCUCGUCAAGAUCAGCUCGGAUUCGUUGCAUUCCGUGUGUGAGGUGUUGAUCAAGAUGUGCGACACCUACCUUGACGACCCCUACAACAUGGUGUCGCAGACCGAGAAGAAAGGAAAGCUCGACUUGCCAUCGUAUGCAAAGGACGACGUCGAAUCCGACUUGGAGACGGUGGUGCCAGCGGCCACCAGCGAUUCUCUCAUCAACAGCGAAGCGAUAGGGUUGCUCUCCAACCAGAAGACAUCGUCGAUAUUCGACGCUCUCCGUCCGUUCAAUAGCUAUCGGCAGGUGGCCGACGACACUCCUCUCUAUCAUCUGUUGAAUACACUCUACUUGAUUCUGUCGUCACACGCGCCAGCCAGAGAAGCGGUCGCUGUCGGCAGUCGAUCGUCACAACUCGCCACACUCCCACCGAAAACCAUCACAUUCUUUUUCAAUCUACUGCAAUUCACAUUCUCACCGACGAUUCGUUAUCGUGCUGCCAGCUGUCUGCAAGUGAUUUCGAGGGUGGCGCCCGACGUCAUUGCACAGCUGUUUGUCACGCGACUCCAGUCGGCCAAGUCCGACGACUUUUACCGUGAGUACUCAACCUUUCAGAGAGCUGCUAAAUUCGUGGAGUUUGGAUUCUAUCGCGCCAACCAAAUCGACGCUACCACACAGUAUUUCUCAAAGAUCUUGUUGGAGAUGGAGAAAGCAUCGCGUGCCGUCUUCCAACAAUCGAUUUGCUUCACCAUUAUCCGCACAUUCCCCAAGAUGUUUGGACAAUCAUCGAUUGCAAAUGUUCCACCUACAUUCUGGCCGGUCGUGCAAAAGAUGUACGAUAUCGUUUUGAAAUGGACAAAGAAAUCAAAGUUGAAACAGCUGUGUAUCAGAACACUGGCUGUGAUGGCAUCGAUAAGCGAAGAGUUUAUGUCGACUCGUGGAACAGAUCUACUUACACUGAUUGGCAAUUCAAUGAAAGAAGUAAAGACACGUCGUCACUAUCUAGAGUCGUUGAUUACCUACUUUAUCGGAGUGAAAACACUCUAUGGAUCAGAGGCGAAAGCAACAUUCUAUCAAGCACAAGUCAGCUCCAUACUACCGGUAUUGUUACCGCAGGCGAUGCGUGCCUACGACAGAACACUCUGGCAGACACUGGAUCAUCUGUUUUCGAGCUACGACGGUGAUACCACCGCUCUCAGAUACAUCAUACUUUGUUUCCCGACACUCUGCUCGCCAGAGACACACAAAGACAUUGCCGACAAGAUAACCAAGUGGACAUGGCAUUCCGAUAGUGAAAUCGCAACAAUGUCAACCGUUGGCAUCAUCAAGUACUUGGCGAAUCAACCACAACUCAGUUUCCCUGCCAUUCUCUUCCAGAUGCUCACCUAUAUCACCAAUUACUUUGGUGAAACACUGGGAUUGACCAAAGUCGUAAAGAAUAUCUCAAUGGUAACGGAGGAAUUCAUCAAUCUGCACUACUAUCCGAAUGGCGAGAGAAAGAUGUCUGCACAGAUCGACACUGCCACCUGGCGGAAUCUAAGAGAGACACUUGAGGGUGUUGCACUGUUCUUAUUGGCCAGUCAGGUACAACCUCUAUGGGCACAGGUCAUCGAUUUAAUCAAGCUAACAGGCCAUCAGGUAUUCAGAGAGAUCGAUCAACAAGCACCACUUCCCUAUCUGGCAGACUAUCUUCCACAUCAAGUGUUCCUCGAGAAACAACCCGAUUGUUUGCAAGAUAUAAAGGAGUCAACUACCUUUGGUUGUUUGACUACACUGAUUCCAACGUUGAACCAGGAUCUAGCGUACUUCUUGCAGGUUCACAAUGGAAAUCUUCAAAACAGUGUCAACUGGGCGUGGACACGUCUGAGAAAGCGUUGGCAUCCAAAGUCACAGCCAGUAGGCUGGAAAAACAAUUUGGCAUUCCUGCUGCUCUCACUGCGACUCAACAGUGAACAGCCAGAGUUGACAGCGAUAGAGGAUCAACUGCUGACAGAGGUGAUGAAUGGCUACUUCCAGGAGCGUGAGGGUAAGAGCUCCGAAGAGAUGGCUGCCACCAUUUCAGAGCUCUCGCUCCACCUUGACCCGUCGUGCUACGACACCGUCUUUAGAUUCAUCGAACAGGAGCGUGGACGCGAUCUCAAGAAGAAAAAGAAAGAGGUAUUCUACAUCCAGGAGCAUGUAAUCAUCUAUAUUAGUCAGUUGGCUGCCAAGUUGUCAGUUGGUGAAUACGAUGGAAUUACAUCGAUUCGAACAGCACUUCGUGAGGUAACCUACUUUUGGAUUACCAAUAACCAGAUAUUCCAAUCACUCAAUUCCACCAUAAAGAAUUACUGUGCCAAACUCUUUAUUGUAUUCUUAAAUCUCGAUAGUAAGAGUUCCAUUCCAAAAGGUGAAAUAUCACUUAUCAAACCUGCCUAUACAAAAUUAUUAUUCCAAUGUUUACAAGCAAUGAAAAAUCAAGAUCCAAUUGAGAGUGAAUUGGAAUUGAAUAUAAUGAAAGCAUUCAAUUUGUUGAUUGCUGAAGGUUGUUUGGAUGAUUUCAGAGGUGAUGUUGUUAAUUUCCUCAUUCGUUGUUUGGACUAUGGACAUCAUCUUCAUCAGUCGAUAGCCAAUACUCUGGCAUUGUUCUUGCGACGCUCCGUCAAGUAUUUGAAUGAGUAUAUGGAGCGAUCGUUCGAUAGUGAGAGAUACCCCGUGGCAUCGCUAUCGUUCUUGAGAGCGCUGGUCAUCAAUUUCACAGAGUACAACACUGAGUGGCCACAUAACUGUGAACCAGAGAGAUUAGUACAUCUCAUCCUCCUACACAUGAUAUCGACUCAUCACGAAGCACGACAACUUGCAUGUCAACUAUCGAACCAACUCACCUCAGUACAAGGUGAAGAGACAGUGCUUCUCACAGCACACUUCCAAUCGACCAUUAACGAAUCGAUACUCAACUACAUGUAUGACAGAUCCGCGUUACUCUAUUCCAACUCGAUGUCCUCUAAAUAUCAAUGGAUGACACCACUCCUCUUCAAAGAAGCACAAUCAUCUUAUCAACAUCUACCUUUACUUCAUAAACAACUUAUACUCCCAUUGUUGGCACCAUGGACUAGAAAUUUCUACUGGGUAAUGACCGGUGGAGAGGAUACAUUGAAUGGACCAAAGAGUGUGGAGAUAUUGUUGGAAUCACUGCUGGAUAUAACUAUACAAUCAAAGGUGAUAACCAAUACUCAUUCGACAUUGGAGGUGUUGUGGUCAGAGUUGGCAGCCAGUGGAGAUAGUGCUGGCCAACAGGCAACCUACAAUGUUUAUAAGAGAAUUAUUGAUUUCCUCAAAGAGAAGUAUCACGUUGACAAAUUGCAAAUGGAGACUAGAAAUGCGUGCAAGAUGAUUAUUACUAUGAUAUCGAGACGCUCCACUCCACAUUGGAUUGUUGUGAUGGAGUAUCUGAUGAAGUCACUCCGACACUUCCAUCCACUGCCACCCUCACCCGUCCAGUUUGUCCAAGAUUUCCUCAAUAGCAACAAUAGUGUUGACAAACCAAAGGAUCAUCACGACAGUCAGCACAACACUGACACAGAAGCUGCCUAUAUGUUUUUCCUUGAGGACAUGACAUUCGAGUUCCAAAUGCAAGAUGUCCUUGCCGUACCAAAGCUGGUACCGACUCUGUUGGUCAAUGCGCUGUUAGUCUACGGUCCAACUGUAAAGACAACAACUGCCACCACUGCAACAGCUAAUCUCUCAAACUCUAGUAAUAGCAGUCAGCAAUCUUUGGCUAUCACAACUACAACUGUUGCCGAUAGCAAUACCAAUGAGGUAUCGAUCACACUGCCGGCCAUUCCUGCAAGUGGCAACAACAGACUUAGCACCAAUAUUCCAAACUUUAGAAUUUCAACAAGUUUGACUAGACAGCAUAGUCACUAUCCAAUUGGAAAGAGAAUUCUUGAUAAUCUAUUGAUGUCGCUGGUUAUUAGACAACCGAUUCUCGAUGAUGAACUGAAAAAGGAAGCAGAGGAGAUUAUCAAAUCCGAUUGGAAUGAAUGGGGUAUGAAAGAACGUACUACUAUUAUCAGGCUGAUGCAGUCUGCCCUCGGAGAUUCUAUCGUUGAGAUUUGGGAGUUGUUAGUGCUUCACUGUGCAAUUCGUUCGAAUGACCAUGCCAUUUCGAUAUCGGCAUUCGAUUGGUACGAAGGAAUUCGUACGACCAUUGGAACAAAGAAAGACGGUAUGGACGGUUUGCUCGGUUUGUGUUGCGGUCUUUGGAAAUCUUGUAUCAUGGGUGACAUUGAUAAGAUGCAUCGUACUAUCACUGUACUGAGCUCUGUCAUUGCCAACAAUCAGCGAUGCAUUGCAUCGGAUACAUCCUAUUCAAUCAUCAUUCGUUUGGGAUCGAUUCUACUGCAUACCAGCUAUCUAUCGCAGUUCAACGCUGCGCUAACUCUCCUCAAUAGAACCAUACAUGCUCUCAGUCCAACACCUACACUACGAUCGAAAAUCACCGAGGAAAUGAUUGAUAUUCUCGGAGCAGGCAUGAAGACAGACCAAGUUGUCAAUCGUGGAAUUGGACAUCCACAAACUGCACUACUAACGUUGUGGUUCGCCAAAGAGUGUAUCACAUUCUCAGAGAGUAGCAAGCGUUUACAACCGAGCUCGAUCAUCUCCACUGUGCUGUUGACUGCGUCGUGUAUGGCCGCAAUGUCACCUGGUGAUUCGCUCACUCUCGACUUUUUAGACUACCUGUUUGACAGUCCACCAAAUCAACUGUCUCAACACUUUGAUCUGCUCUACGAACACUAUCACCACGUAGCGAAAACCACCAGUCAACCACCAUGCUCACCUGUUGAAUUCAUAAAACUGCUGAUCACAGAGUUUGUCAGAAUAUUCCAAGAUGGCAAUCCAGAGUUUCUAUCGAAUUUAAUGCGUUCCGUCACCGGACUGGUUCGCUCACUUAUGGAAUCUAGCCGUGAGAAAGAUGCAGCAUUCCUUCUCGAGUUUAUCAGUGAAAUGAUUCACAACAUUCCAAAGGCAGCGUCUGGACUCCAUCCAAACUAUCUCACCGAAUUUAUCACAUUGAUCAUCGAAGUCUGUCAGCGAUCUUCGUCUGCUGCCACUCGUGAACAAUCACAGAAUCUCAUUCCAUUCAUCAUCGAUAACCUUCCACAAGGUCUACCGAUCGUUGUGUUUGACUUUGUCAAACCAUAUACCGGUGGAUUCGAAAGUUCCUCUAGAACCUCGAUGUUUGGAUUCGAAAAUGAAACGGAUUUGGUCAACAAUCUCUAUUCUUCACUCUACUUGAUCAACACUUAUAUCUUUGCUGUACCAUCGGAUUCGCCAAUCAACACCCAAAUGAGAAAUAUCCUUGAAGUCUAUCAUAAGGAGAAGCAAUAUCCACUGCAGCUUCCACCAAUCACCACACCAUUUGCCCCAACCAUCAAGAGAAAACCAUCGGUACCAUCGAAAUCCAGAAUCCCAUUCGCGACUCUAAGGUCAAGUGAAUCGAGUUUGCCUGCUUCACCAUCAACCUCAACAACAGCGUUACCAGUCACACCUCCAAUCUACAAAUCACAUAGUAGAUUGCCAUCAUAUACUCCAUCACCUCCACCUCCAUCAUCAACUUCUGCUCCACAACCAACAGCUCCACCACCACAGCCAAUGUCUACUCCGCCACCUUCAACUCCACCACCUCCACAACCAAGUCCAACACCUGUUCCUCUACAGAAACCACCUACUCCCUUUAAUAAACCACCUCCACCUACACAACCACCUAAUCCAAUCUCAAAGUCUGCAAGCCGAUUGCCACUUCCACCAUCACCAGCAGCUGCUACCAAUCCACCACCACCACCAACAAAUCACCAAAGAACUCCGUCGAAUAGUAGUACUGGUAGUAACAGUGGAAGUAGUCUGAAUCUGAGUGGAACCAUCACAAGACAACCAUUACCACCCACUCCUCCAACAUCCAAACCCCAUCCACCACCAAUUCCAAAAUCGAUAUCCACUGAAAGCAUUAGCCAAACAGAAACAACACCUCAACAACAACCAGCUCCACCAAUUACUACACCUCCACCACAUACAAAACCACCACAUGUAAGUCCACUACUACAUCAACAACAAUCAACUUCAUCACCUCCAUUUUUCGCAGCACCACCCUCAAGACCACCACCUCAUCCCUCAAAUCAUAAUAGAACACCCUCAAACAGUAGUGGUGGUAGUAGUCUUAAUUUGGCUCAACCAACAACACCUCCACCUUCUACACCUCCACCCGUAGGCGCACCACCGAUGAUUCCUCCCAAAAGACUUAAACCCAAACUUCCACCAGGUGUACAACAAUCUUCAACCAAUGAAUGA
Molecule: messenger RNA, 6645 nt
Organism: Heterostelium album PN500
Lineage: Eukaryota; Evosea; Eumycetozoa; Acytosteliales; Acytosteliaceae
Exons: 4
Coding region: 1-6645 (2214 amino acids)
Biological process (GO): cell morphogenesis
Cellular component (GO): site of polarized growth; cell cortex
Source: RefSeq, a predicted model, not a curated record